Molecule: messenger RNA, 1504 nt
Organism: Gopherus flavomarginatus (Mexican gopher tortoise)
Lineage: Eukaryota; Metazoa; Chordata; Testudines; Testudinidae
Gene: BEND6
Product: BEN domain containing 6
Exons: 8
Coding region: 99-1271 (390 amino acids)
Biological process (GO): positive regulation of neuron differentiation; negative regulation of Notch signaling pathway
Cellular component (GO): nucleus
Molecular function (GO): transcription corepressor activity; DNA binding
Source: RefSeq, a predicted model, not a curated record
AAACAAACAAACAAAAAGCUUGUCUGCACGUGCCGUCUGUGUGUCUGCAGGUUUCAAGAGUGCUGGCUGUGGCUGUGUGACAAGAAAAUCCCUUAAAAAUGAAAAAGUUCACGCUGUUCGAUUUUGUGAAUGAUAAUUCACUACAAAUCGGAGAGACUUCAUGGAUUCAGGAUCUUCCCAAUGACGGCAGUGAACUAGAAGGACUCCUGAAACCAAAUGAGCAGGUGCUAGUUAACUGGCCUGUGGGAGAAAGGAAGACAGAGAAACAUUUAGUAAAAGUAGUGUACAUGAGUGAUGACCCUCAAGAGCUAGUUGAGAUGAUGCAAAAGAUAUUGCAGGCAGAUGAAAUUACAAAAAUACAAGUUGUUGGAAAAGGCAAGAGGAAGAGGAUUGAGAUGAUAUUCUCAGAGAGUGAAGAUAGUGACCUGGACAAAGGGCAGGGGAAAAUGAUGAAGAGUAUAAAAAGAAAGAAAUCAUUACAGGCCUCUGCCUCUGCCAACAUCCUGAGUCAACUUGAAACAUCUUUAAUUAACAAACAGAGAGAACCAUAUUCUGGAAAUGCGUUUCUGUACAGUGAAAGCAGCAGUGAUGAUGAUGAGCCCUUGUUUCAGUUAUCCAAAGUGGAACUAUGUGCCAAAAUAAAAAGUCUGAAAAGGAAACUGACAGACAGUAUGAGAGAAAACUGUCGCCUACGGCAGUCACUGGUCAUGCUUCAAGUGUUGCCACAGGCAGUCACACAUUUUGAGGAACUGGUAGGUAUGGCUGAGGCCCUGCUCAAGGGGGGAGUGACCACAUCUGCCUCAAGUAUUCAUUCACACACUGUCUGGAAAGCAUCAAACAGUUCUUUAUCAGAUUCAUAUGCAACUAUCCACAGUAACUCCAAUUCACCGAUAGCAUUGAACAUGGAGGAAGAGGAGCAACAGCCUGAGAAACAGUUCAAGAUUGAAAAAUGGCAGAUUGCCCUUUGUAACAAGAGCAAGCCUCAAAAGUUUAUAAAUGAUUUGAUGCAAGCCCUUUAUACACAUGAAUACAUGGCCACACAUAGUCUCACAGGUGCAAAAUCCUCCUCUUCAAAGGAUAAAGCAGCAAAACCAGCAAUGAAUCAGAAUGAAGUUCAGGAAAUCAUAGGAAUCACAAAACAGUUAUUUCCAAAUACAGAUGAUGCUUUAAUUCGGAGAAUGAUGGGGCAAAAGCUAAACAAUUGCACCAAGAAGCCAAUUUUAAGCAAAGAUCUUAAUUCAGUUGCUUUUCAGAAGCAUAGCUUUUGGUAAGUCUUUUAAAAAAAAAGGCAAGCCUGCCUCCCAAAUGUAUAUCAAUAUGUGGCUCUGUCAUUGCAGUAACAGAAACUAAAGUAAUCUCAAAAUUAUCUUUCAUCUACAUGUUCAUACCGAUACAGUUGCCCAAUAUGGAGAUCCUUUCACAUCCUUGUAUAAAUUUUACAAAAUAGAAAAGUAGUCUUUAUUUACAUAGCAGCACAACAAGGCUGCUCAUUCGAGACAGACCA